CAGAGAAACAGUGUUGGAAAACGCCGGAAAUUACAAAAACAAUGCAACUUCGUAAACAAAACAUAUUUUUUAUACAGAACAGAACGUUAGCAGAACCAAAAGACAAGGACAAUAUGCGCAAGACGUGGGUGAAGCGGGAGAACAUAUACUUCAAGCCCUUCUACAAGCAGAAGUCGAAGAUGUUCCUGCUGCUCAUCUUUCUGGUGGGGAUUUCCUUCAUCGCGUACCAGGCCUUCUCGCUGAACCAGCUGCCCGGUGUGCCAGCUCCGUGGAACCUGCAGCAGAUCAAGCGGAAGCACCAGCAGAUGAUGCAGUCGCUGGGCAGCAAGCAACGCGACGUGGACGACUUCGAUGGGGGAGGGGCGGAUGCAGUUGCCCCAGCAGAAGGAGCCACCUCAGCGGUUGCUGGGCACGAGGAGCCCAUCAAGAUUGUCAGGGGCACCCGGCUCUUCGACUACGACGCGUACAAGCCCAACUUCGAGGGCAAGUUUCGGUGUCUGGAUGGCUCCAAGGAGAUCGCCUUCGACCAUCUGAAUGACAACUACUGCGACUGCGAAGAGGAUGGCAGCGACGAGCCCAGCACGAAUGCCUGCGCUAAGGGGCGCUUCUACUGCCGCUACCAGAAGCGCCACAUUACGGGCCGGGGUCUGGACGUCUACGUGGCCAGCAGCCGGAUCAACGACCAUGUGUGCGACUGCUGCGACGGCAGCGACGAGUGGACCACGGGGGCCAGGUGCCCCAACCACUGUGCGUAGUUGCAGGCCGGGAUUCCCCAUCCAACCGACCCGGCCCGGCCCUCCUCUUCCAAUUCCUCCUCCACCUGUGCACCCAGGACACCAAUCUCAAGGAUGAAGCUGUCUGGCGCAUCACAAGCGAUAUUUUUUGUACGAGUACAAUAGAAUUGUAAUUUAUUUUAAAAUAAGUAGAUUGAAUAAAAGAAUUCCA
Drosophila biarmipes is the source of this 945-nucleotide messenger RNA. RefSeq lists its product as uncharacterized. The record is from RefSeq and is a predicted model, not a curated record. Gene Ontology annotation, biological process: N-glycan processing. Bases 42 to 755 code for a protein of 237 amino acids. Gene Ontology annotation, cellular component: glucosidase II complex. NCBI's taxonomy places the organism in Eukaryota, Metazoa, Arthropoda, Insecta, Diptera, Drosophilidae. The transcript has 3 exons.